This is a messenger RNA of Prosopis cineraria, 1097 nucleotides long. RefSeq lists its product as uncharacterized. The coding region runs from base 420 to 830 and encodes 136 amino acids. The record is from RefSeq and is a predicted model, not a curated record. Lineage: Eukaryota; Viridiplantae; Streptophyta; Magnoliopsida; Fabales; Fabaceae. The transcript has 5 exons.
CUCGCCUUCUCAAGUCGCCCAGCGUCUCGGUGCCUCUCGACUCUCGAUUCUCGUCACCCUCUUUAGAAGAAGGUAGGGCCCCUAUUUCGUGUCAGUCACAGCUGCUAACCGUUAUUGCCCGUGACUGCCGCUGCCUACUCUGCAUCGGGAACAGUAUCUUCGGCCGGAGCUGGCUACGGGGAGGGAUUUGUUCGGUUCGUUCGCCGACUUUUCUGCUCAAUCUUUCAUCAUUGGAUUAUUUAAGGGGUGUAUCAGAGAUGCAUCAUGAAAUGAAGGCACCUAAAAUUUGAGAUUCUCUGUACUGGGGUAAACGAAAAAGUCAAGCUGAGGCAGCUGCGGACGUUGGGAUUUCUGCAGUAGAAUCUAGCCUAAACAAGUUUGUAAAUGAUGGUCCCGAGAAGAAAAAAGAGGAAAAUAUCAUGAGAAGUGAAAUUAAGGAGCAACAUCCACAUACACUGGGCCUUGAGGUUUCUUCUUCUAUGCAAAAUGAAAAGGAUGGGAUGAGUGCAAACCAAUUGGCAGCUAAGGCUCUGUUGCUACGUUUAAAGGGAAAGCAUGAAGAAGCUGAUAAAUUAUUGCUGGAGCCAAGCAGUAUGAUCACAAAGCAGGCAGAUCAAUGUGACAUAAUCUGGCCAAUAACUGAAGGAAGUCCAAGCAGAUAUGCCAAGCAAAGCAUAUCGUUACAGCAGAAAAAAGGACAAGACGAUGCUGAUAAGCAUGUUGCUCACAAGAUUAUGCAGAAAAAGCGGUUUAAAAUGUUUAGUGACUCAGAUGAUGAGUAUGAGUUUGAAGAUGCUGAAAGCAGAAAGAGCCGGAAGAAGAGACAGUGAUGCUAAGCGUAUUACGACUCAACAAGAGAGAUGUUUCUUUUGCUUAGACAUUGCAAAUUGUCUCGUGCUUCACAUUAUUUCCAUUGCUAAUCACACGUAUCUAAUGUUGCCAAAGUGGCAGCCUUUGGUGGCGGGACAUUGUUGCAUAUUAAAGCGCCAUUUUCUUCUUUAAGCAGUAAAUGUCUCAAUACACAAUACUUCAAUACCUUUAAUAAUUACUUCUGUUUCAAUUUACUCGACGAUGACCGGGGCACAUUUUUUCUUUGU